AUGGAAUUUCCCAGAAGCCAAGCUGAGCCUUCGGGCCCCGUCAUCACAUAUCGCGAAGCUCGAGAAGAUGAAAAAGAUGCCAUCGACGCCCUCGAUGACUCAUAUACGACCACGUCAAUCUACAAGGUCGACAUCAGUCCUGAUGGUUUUGGAUUUAGUAUUCGUCGCGAAACCAUUGAGACUCCCAUCACCCGGAAUUAUUCGGACGAGGAGAGCGACAGCGAUAGUGACAGCGACAGCAACUAUAGUCCCCGCAAGAAGGAGUCAGAAUCCAGCCCGUCCAAUGCAUACACCAUCGUCGCUACAAUCAACGAGGAUCAAAUCUGCGGCGUGAUCGAUUUGAUAUAUCGAGCGUGGAAUCGUCGACUGGUCAUCACGGAUAUCAUUGUGGCGCCAGAACGCCGCGGCAAUGGUAUCGGGAAGAAGUUGAUGAGCAUGGCUCUGGACUGGGGGCGUGAAGUGCACGGCGCCAAACAUGCGUGGUUGGAAGUGUCGAAUCUGAAUUCUCCAGCAAUCGAGUCGUAUCAGGGGAUGGGUUUCACGUUUUGCGGGCUUGAUUUGACACUCCAAAGGGGCCAAAAUGAAGUACAUCAGGUCUUAUAUUCCUAG
This is a messenger RNA of Uncinocarpus reesii 1704, 609 nucleotides long. RefSeq lists its product as uncharacterized. The transcript has 2 exons. Gene Ontology annotation, molecular function: acyltransferase activity, transferring groups other than amino-acyl groups. Bases 1 to 609 code for a protein of 202 amino acids. The record is from RefSeq and is a predicted model, not a curated record. Lineage: Eukaryota; Fungi; Ascomycota; Eurotiomycetes; Onygenales; Onygenaceae.